Molecule: messenger RNA, 3549 nt
Organism: Erinaceus europaeus (western European hedgehog)
Lineage: Eukaryota; Metazoa; Chordata; Mammalia; Eulipotyphla; Erinaceidae
Gene: SV2C
Product: synaptic vesicle glycoprotein 2C
Exons: 13
Coding region: 173-2356 (727 amino acids)
Biological process (GO): chemical synaptic transmission; transmembrane transport
Cellular component (GO): membrane
Molecular function (GO): transmembrane transporter activity
Source: RefSeq, a predicted model, not a curated record
GGCUGCAGGGCUGCGGCGCGGACACCACCCACCCGGCAGCACCCACCCGGCAGCACCCACCCCGGCGGCUGUUCUGUUUGGGACGCAAAGUGGGUGAUGCUCCUGGGGCUGAAGCACUGAUCAGAGGCUGUGAAGAAUCUCCAUCUUCUUGUUGGCCAUUGAGUGAGAGAAGAUGGAAGACCCCUACAAGGACAGGACUUCACUCGUGAAAGGCGCCAAAGACAUUGCCAGAGAGGUGAAGAAACAGACUGUCAAGAAGGUGAGUCAAGCAGUGGAUCUUGCCCAAGACGAAUACACACAAAGGUCCUACAGUCGCUUCCAAGAUGAAGAGGAGGACGAUGACUACUACCCACCGGGCGAAACCUAUGGUGGAGAGCCCUGCGAUGAUGAAGGCUCCAGCGAAGCCACUGAGGGGCAUGAUGAGGACGAUGAAAUCUAUGAGGGGGAGUACCAGGGCAUCCCGGCUGCCAACCAAGACAAAGACAGCAUCGUGUCAGUGGGGCAGCCCAAGGGUGGUGAGUCCAAGUCCCGGCAGGACCUGGAGUCGGAGAGGAGGGCUGAUGAGGAAGAGCUGGCCCAGCAGUACGAGCUGAUAAUCCAGGAGUGCGGCCACGGCCGCUUCCAGUGGGCCCUUUUCUUCGUCCUGGGCAUGGCCCUCAUGGCCGACGGCGUGGAGGUGUUUGUAGUUGGUUUUGUGCUACCCAGUGCAGAGACAGACCUGUGUAUACCCGACUCAGGAUCCGGCUGGUUAGGCAGCAUAGUGUACCUUGGGAUGAUGGUGGGAGCAUUCUUCUGGGGAGGACUGGCGGACAAAGUGGGAAGGAAGCAGUCUCUUCUGAUAUGCAUGUCUGUCAACGGGGUCUGUGCCUUCCUUUCUGCGUUUGUCCAAGGCUACGACUUCUUUCUCUUCUGUCGCUUACUGUCUGGAUUCGGGAUCGGAGGAGCGAUUCCCACUGUCUUUUCCUACUUUGCGGAAGUGCUGGCCCGAGAGAAGCGCGGGGAGCACCUGAGCUGGCUGUGCAUGUUCUGGAUGAUUGGCGGCAUCUACGCAUCCGCCAUGGCCUGGGCCAUCAUCCCGCACUACGGAUGGAGCUUCAGCAUGGGCUCGGCCUACCAGUUCCACAGCUGGCGGGUGUUUGUGCUUGUCUGCGCCCUCCCGUGCGUCUCCUCAGUGGUGGCCCUCACCUUCAUGCCUGAAAGUCCACGGUUCUUACUGGAGGUCGGAAAACACGAUGAAGCUUGGAUGAUCCUCAAGUUGAUUCAUGACACAAACAUGAGAGCCCGGGGUCAGCCUGAGAAGGUCUUCACGGUCAACAGGAUCAAAAUCCCAAAACAGAUUGAUGAGCUGAUUGAAAUUGAGAGUGACACAGGAACUUGGUACAGGAGGUGUUUUGUUCGGGUCCGCACGGAACUGUAUGGAAUUUGGCUGACUUUCAUGAGAUGUUUCCAUUACCCAGUCAGGGAAAACACAAUAAAGCUUACAAUUGUUUGGUUCACUCUGUCCUUUGGGUACUACGGCUUAUCUGUCUGGUUCCCUGACGUCAUCAAGCACCUGCAGUCUGAUGAAUACGCAUCAUUAAGGAGGACGCUGCAAGGAGAGAGAUACGCAAAUUUCAGUAUUAACUUUACAAUGGAGAACCAGGUCCACAGUGAAGUGGAGUAUGACAACGGCAGAUUCCUAGGAGUCAAGUUCAAAUCGGUAACAUUCAAAGAUUCCGUAUUUAAGUCUUGCACCUUUGAGGAUGUGACUUCAGUCAACACCUACUUCAAGAACUGCACCUUUAAUGACACUGAAUUUGACAACACAGAUUUUGAACCAUAUAAAUUCAUUGACAGCAAGUUUCACAACUGCUCAUUCACUCACAACAAGACAGGAUGUCAGAUCACCUUUGAGGACGACUACAGCGCCUACUGGAUUUAUUUUGUCAACUUCCUGGGGACCUUGGCAGUGCUGCCCGGGAAUAUCGUGUCGGCCCUUCUGAUGGACAGAAUCGGGCGCUUGACGAUGCUGGGUGGCUCGAUGGUGCUUUCUGGGAUCAGCUGUUUCUUCCUGUGGUUUGGCAGCAGUGAGUCCAUGAUGAUAGGUAUGUUGUGUCUGUACAACGGGCUGACCAUCUCUGCCUGGAACUCUCUAGACGUGGUCACCGUGGAACUGUACCCCACGGACCGGAGAGCAACGGGCUUUGGCUUCUUGAAUGCACUCUGCAAAGCCGCGGCUGUCCUCGGAAACCUGAUAUUCGGCUCCCUGGUCGGCAUCACCAUAUCGAUCCCCAUCCUGCUGGCCUCCACUGUGCUGGUGUGUGGAGGGCUGGUGGGGUUACGCCUGCCCGACACACGAACCCAAGUCCUGAUGUAAAGGGAGACGAGCCUUCACCCGUGCCGACCCUCCUGUCUGACUGAGAAAGGUGGUCAGAGAUCAGAACACUCACUCUCGCUGUGACUCGAAUAUGCAAGCAAACCAUCUGGCCCCUUACGUGUGAUUUUUUUUUUUUUGCACCGGGUUUAUUUUUCUUUUGCCAUGCGUUGUUAUCGUGCCUAACGGUGAUGCUACUGCCUCCCCAACAACAACAACAACAAAAUCCGUGGAAGCAUUUUUGAAAAUGUCCUAGUCAGCCGGACCACCCUGAGAUUCUGCUUGCUAAAGGCUUAGAAGCAAAUAAGAGGUGGCACAGCUGUAAGAAAUAGAUCCUGCUUCUAAUUCUACGCUUACAGGAAAUAGAAGUCGGAAUGUUAUUGAAUUUGUGCUGAAGAGAGGGAUUUUUUUUUUUUUAAGCUGAGUGAUAUUUCCUGGUUACUUAGAAAAGGAGACCCAACAAUUCUCACUGUUAACAGCAAGGCCUUUCAGAUAAAGCCAAGGGGCCCUCCACAGAGCAUGGGUGGGGUCCUCUGGGGCACUGAUGGUCAAGGUGGUUCUGCGGACUGGGAAAGGGAUCUGCGCUUGGCGGCAGGGAGAGACUGCUGCCAGAGGCCCAGUUUAACAUCGGGAAAAAUACACAGCUAAGAAAAAGGGGCCUCAGCGGGAGUCUGGUCUGGCGUGUGGGUCAGAGCAUUAGAAAAGAUCAGAGAGAAAUCUUCUGCCUGUAUUUACCCCAGCCCCCAACACACACACACACACACACACACACACACACACACAUGCAUGCAUAUUGCCAGAUAGUUGGUUCAAGGAAAGAAAGUUUGUUUUUUUUUCCUUCAGGGUCAUCACUGGGGCUUGGUGCCGGCACUAGGAGUCCACUGCUCCUGGAGCCAUUUUUUCCAUUUUAUUGGAUCAGACAGAGAGACAUUGAGAGAGGGUAGGGGAGACAGAAAGGGAGAGAGACGAGAGACACCUGCAGACUUGCUUCACUGCUUGUGAAGCGACACCUCCCCCCCACACACACACACAUACAGGUGGGGGCCAGGAGCUGAACAAGAAAACCUCUUUCUCAAAGCAGGGUCUCCCUACCUGACUCGACCGUCCUUCUAAGCAGUUUCUAGUCUAGAGAUGAUCUGUCACCUAACUUGUAUUGUUGGAUGUUGCAGCUUUUUAAAAAAUAUUUAUUUAUUUCC